CCCCGCCCUGCGCCGCCCCUCCCCCGCCUCCUCCCGGUCCUGUCUCCAGCGGGAGCGCGAGACGCUGGUCAGGCUCCGGCGCAGCUCGAAAAUGAACAAUCGCCGCGGGCGGACCUAGAAGCCGCCGCCGGUCCGCGCGCGGGGUCGCGGGCGUGCUUCGUCCUCCCCCUCACCCCCCCGAAAAGAGCAUCGCAACAAAAAGCCAGCCAGCCAACCAAGACUCCGGUUUGUUGAUCGCCUUGUUUUUUUUUUUUUUUUUUUUUUUUUCACCGCUUGCGGGAUUCGCAAACCGCGUUACAUGCAUGUCCAGUGGGGGUAGGUUUAAUUUUGACGAUGGAGGGUCCUACUGCGGAGGCUGGGAGGACGGCAAGGCGCACGGCCAUGGCGUCUGCACCGGCCCGAAGGGCCAGGGCGAAUACACCGGCUCGUGGAGCCACGGCUUUGAGGUGCUGGGCGUCUACACCUGGCCAAGCGGCAACACGUACCAAGGCACCUGGGCGCAGGGCAAGCGCCACGGCAUCGGCCUGGAGAGCAAGGGGAAGUGGGUGUACAAGGGCGAGUGGACGCACGGAUUUAAGGGGCGCUACGGGGUGCGGGAGUGCACGGGCAACGGAGCCAAAUACGAAGGGACAUGGAGCAACGGACUGCAGGAUGGCUACGGCACGGAGACCUACUCGGAUGGAGGGACGUACCAGGGCCAAUGGGUUGGUGGCAUGCGCCAGGGCUACGGCGUACGGCAGAGUGUCCCUUACGGCAUGGCCGCGGUCAUCCGCUCGCCCCUGAGGACGUCCAUCAACUCCCUCCGCAGCGAGCACACGAACGGUGCGGCGCUGCACCCGGACGCCUCCCCGGCAGUGGCCGGCAGCCCGGCUGUGUCCCGUGGUGGCUUCGUGCUGGUGGCCCACAGUGACUCGGAGAUCCUGAAGAGCAAGAAGAAGGGACUGUUCCGGCGCUCGCUGUUGAGCGGCCUGAAGCUGCGCAAGUCUGAGUCCAAGAGCAGCCUGGCCAGCCAGCGCAGCAAGCAGAGCUCCUUCCGCAGCGAGGCGGGGAUGAGCACCGUGAGUUCCACGGCCAGCGACAUCCACUCCACCAUCAGCCUGGGGGAGGCCGAGGCUGAGCUGGCUGUCAUUGAGGACGACAUCGACGCCACCACCACUGAGACCUAUGUGGGCGAGUGGAAAAACGACAAGCGCUCGGGCUUUGGUGUGAGCCAGCGCUCGGACGGGCUCAAGUAUGAGGGUGAGUGGGUCAGCAACCGCCGGCAUGGGUACGGAUGUAUGACCUUCCCCGAUGGCACCAAGGAGGAGGGGAAGUACAAGCAGAACGUGCUCGUGAGCGGCAAGCGCAAGAACCUCAUCCCAUUGCGUGCCAGCAAGAUCCGGGAGAAGGUGGACCGGGCUGUGGAGGCAGCCGAGAGGGCGGCCACCAUCGCCAAGCAGAAAGCCGAGAUCGCUGCGUCCAGGACCUCCCACUCACGGGCCAAGGCCGAGGCAGCACUCACUGCGGCUCAAAAAGCCCAGGAAGAAGCACGGAUCGCCAGGAUCACUGCCAAAGAGUUCUCGCCUUCCUUCCAGCACAGGGAAAACGGGCUUGAGUACCAGAGGCCAAAGCACCAGAUGUCCUGUGAUGACAUCGAGGUGCUCUCCACCGGGACACCCCUGCAGCAGGAGAGCCCCGAGCUGUACCGCAAGGGCACCACCCCUUCUGAUCUGACCCCCGAUGACAGUCCCCUGCAAAGCUUUCCUGCCAGCCCCACGGCUACCCCUCCGCCAGCUCCUGCCUCCAGGAACAAGAUGGCCCACUUCUCCAGGCAGGUCUCGGUGGAUGAGGAGCGAAGCGGGGACAUCCAGAUGCUCCUUGAGGGCCGAGGAGGGGACUAUGCCCGCAACAGCUGGGGCGAGGAGAAGGCUGGGGCCUCUAGGGGUGUGCGCAGUGGUGCCCUACGCAGCGGUCAGCCCACUGAGGACUUCCGCACCCGGGGUUCGGGCCACAAGCAGCCUGGGAACCCCAAGCCCCGGGAGCGGCGGACGGAGUCCCCCACCACGUUCUCGUGGACUUCACACCACCGGGCAGGCAAUCCCUGCUCUGGGGGCCCCAAGCUGCUAGAGCCCGAUGAGGAACAGCUGAGUAACUACAAGCUGGAGAUGAAGCCCUUACUAAGGAUGGAUGCCUGUCCACAGGAUACGCACCCACAGAGACGGCGUCACAGUCGGGGUGCUGGGGGAGACCGGCGCUCUGAGGACCGGGGCUUCGGGCUACAGAGACUGAGGUCCAAGUCCCAGAACAAGGAGAACCUCAGGCCGGCCUCCUCUGCAGAACCCACGGUGCAGAAACUAGAGAGCCUGAGGCUGGGGGACCGGCCCGAGCCCCGUCUGCUGCGUUGGGACCUGACCUUCUCCCCACCCCAGAAGUCCCUGCCUGUUGCACUCGAGUCUGACGAGGAGACUGGGGAUGAGCUCAAGUCCAGCACGGGCUCAGCUCCCAUCUUGGUCGUCAUGGUGAUCCUGCUCAACAUUGGAGUCGCCAUUUUGUUUAUUAACUUUUUCAUCUGACAAGAUUGUUGUGACCACGGAAGCAAUGAUGUACAAAAGGGACGAUAAACGCAAAACAAGAAGGGGAACCCUGACUCGGACAGCCCCACAACUCCUGUCCUUCCACAGAAGAACAACGUGAUUGGGUAGCACUCACAGUUUGCCUUUUUUUCUGGGUAAUGUUUUUUUGGAUUUUAGCCAAAAUUCUUUGCUUGUGUAACACGAUGCUGUGUGGCAUGGUAGGAGGAGGCCGGCAUGCCACCCCUCCAGCUUGGUGUGAACGGGUCCUGGCAAACCAGCGGCCAAAAGAUCGGGACUUUCAUGUUUCCUGCCGGGUGUGGAAGGUGGCAAGUGGAAGGUGGCGCCUUGACCAGGGUGCCCGGCGAGCCGGGAGAGGGGGAGGGCAGCUAGGAGUGCAGCUAUGCAAGGCGAGUAGCUGGGAGUGUGGGCCCAGGCCCAGGGACAGGGACAGGGAGUCCUGGCCUCUGUCUCCAUGAGUCUGUGCUGCAUACCUGCGGAGGGAGAGGGAAGCCCCUGCUCUUCUUCCCAGAACAGACCAUGAUCCCUCUUCUCGGCACUGCCCCAAGGCUCUCCUAAGGAGGCCGCCUCCCCACACUGAGUCUUAAGGCAAAGUCUGUUCCUUGCUGUCCUCCGCUCACUCAUUGUUGGCCCUGUCCAGCCAUCCUCCCUCCAGACCCAGGGAGGCCAUGCUGCAGACGUCCAGGGCUGACCCCGACCUGGCCAGGCACAUCUGAGCCCUGAUGCCAAGGGGGCUAUGGCCCACAUGCCCCGGACAGCCUGACAGCACGCCUGGGCUGAGCAUGUGACGUUUUGCACCUAGUAUGCAGGAUGUAUAUUCAGGCUUCCGUGUCCCUGGCAGUGACGCCCCAUGGAGGACGUCACCUCUCACUGACCUCCACGGGGUCUCACAUCUUUGCACUGUGCCUGCCUCGACUUCCCCUAACAGAUAUGCAUAUUCCCUCCAGAUGCCUCAGAGCUACUCCAGAGAGUCUGGUCCGGGACAGGAAUGUGGUUGAAGCCAGUGGCUUGAAUGUCCUGGAGACUGUUGCAUACCCAGCACUCCCCGGAUGUACAAUGUAACUUGUUUCAGUCAAACAACAGGUUCCUCAUGUCUCUGCCUUCUCUACCAGGGUUGUUCCCUCAUCCAAACAAAUGAACAAGGGAUGCCAGCUCGCCUGGCACCCGUGGCUCCGUCAGUCUUCUUGGGUGCAGCCCGUUUGUCUUAUGGACUUUGCCUUGCUUUGCUCGUGUUCAGCUGUCCUCUGCUACCUUUCGAGCAGAUUUCUUUACUACAGUGCACUGGAUUGCUAUAUUUUUAACCAGAAAUAAACUACAGAUUAGAGCAUGUUCCAGCGA
Messenger RNA from Rattus rattus (black rat), 3908 nucleotides. It is a transcript of the gene Jph3, whose product is annotated as junctophilin 3. The transcript is spliced from 5 exons. Gene Ontology annotation, cellular component: endoplasmic reticulum membrane; junctional membrane complex; plasma membrane. The record is from RefSeq and is a predicted model, not a curated record. Gene Ontology annotation, biological process: regulation of synaptic plasticity. The coding region runs from base 303 to 2552 and encodes 749 amino acids. NCBI's taxonomy places the organism in Eukaryota, Metazoa, Chordata, Mammalia, Rodentia, Muridae.